AUGAUCAACGUAUUGUUACCUUUAUGUUUUCAAGUGUUUUGGAUCGGAAUUACUUUUGCCGUUUGUACGAAUUGUGCUAAACAAAAGCCGGCGCCCAAGGCCAAGAAAAAGGCAGCGGAACCGUCUUCGGGUGCUGCGGUAGGUUUGCCUUUUUUUUAUUAUACGUGCUUUUUGGAGGUUUAUAGUGCUGCAGAUAGCUUGAAAAGGCUAGAAAAAGAUUGCUUCUGACUUUAAAAUUUUUUAAAUUAAAAAAAAAUUUUAAUGAAUUUUUCUCAAAUUUUAGCCAGAAAAACCCAAAAUGAAUCCCCAAAAUCCGCCCAAUCCGUCGGCCGAAGCCACGCCCACCUCCACAUCCACUGAUAAUAAUCCGCCGCCUCCUCAGAAGUCUACUGUUAAACAGACAACGACCGAAACCAAAGGCAAAAACAGCACGUCGAACGAUGAAACGAGGAUAACAAUGAAUAGUCAUGAGAAGAAACCGUCUCAACGUGAUAAGAAGGAGAACAAUGAGAAGAAGAAGAGCGGAGAGGAAGUGAAGGAAUCACAGAAACAGAACAAUAAGAAGGCCAAGGAGAAGACCAAGACGAAGAGUCAGAUUGACGACGUCAAGUUGGUAAAAGUAAGGUUUUGUUUGAAAUGAGAUUUUUUAGGGAGAGGAGGGCAAAAAAAUUUGUUUAAAAAAAUUGAGUUGACUAGGGUCUUCCUUGUUAAAUAAUUACAACAUAACAUUUUUUUACCCCCUCCCUAAUUUUUCAAAUAAAUUUUUUUUUAAAUUCAAAAUUUCAAAAAAUUUAAAAUUUCAGCAAAAUUCGGACGACCCCAGCGAAAGCUCGUACGACGAAACGCUAAAGAACGUCCAGUCCAUCAAAUGCGACCCGAAUGCACCGCCUUCGAUAGACGAUAAAGGAAAAUAA
This is a messenger RNA of Bursaphelenchus okinawaensis, 914 nucleotides long. Lineage: Eukaryota; Metazoa; Nematoda; Chromadorea; Rhabditida; Aphelenchoididae. The record is from the annotation of a GenBank genome assembly.